This is a messenger RNA of Diaporthe amygdali, 270 nucleotides long. RefSeq lists its product as uncharacterized. The record is from RefSeq and is a predicted model, not a curated record. The transcript is spliced from 3 exons. Bases 1 to 270 code for a protein of 89 amino acids. Lineage: Eukaryota; Fungi; Ascomycota; Sordariomycetes; Diaporthales; Diaporthaceae.
AUGCAAGGACACGCUCAACCACUGAACGACCGCGAAGUCGACAAGGUCGGCGCAGAAUCCGUUGCCUCUCACGGCGCCAAGGCGCCUAAAGCUUUCAACAUCAUCACCAAUGCGCUACGUAACAUGGGCAUUGUCUACUCGGACAGCCCUUCACAUAGCUACUCGUUCACGGGAAAGGACGUGCCAUUCAGAGCCUGGAAGCAGAAUAUCAGCAACUUUAGAACGAAUGGAGGAAAACCGAAGCGGAGAAGACGUCGCUUGGUGUUCUGA